AUGGCUUCAGCAGAACCUGUCUGCCAUAUCAUCACACCGGUUAGCAAUCUCGGAUAUGGCUUUGACAAUAUUGGCGUCAAUCACUUGCUUCGACAGUUGGCGGCGAGCGGCAGGCCUACGGCUAUGAUACUCAACUCGUGCUUUGAGGAGACUGGAUCUGGUGCUGCAGUGAGAGUCGGCCUGCCACAAGGACAUCGAGCAAGCUGCCUUAGGGAUAUUCGAAGACUGCUCCGUUGUGUGGGCACUCACGGCGUGCCAUUGAUCCUCAACUCCUCGUCAACGAAAGCGCCAGAAGAUCACCUGGAUUUGGUUGCAGAAAUGGUUCAAGAAGCGGUAACGCAAAACUCGCAGGACUUCAAACUGGUAACGAUUGAAAACAAUACCGAACAGCAAAAGACCCCUCCCGGAAAUACCCCAGCGCAAAGCUCGCCCUCGCCAUCCACUCAUCUGAAACGAUCCGCGUGCCCCUGCACCAUCGGUGUCUGCGUCCAAGCAUUCCUCAAAAAGGCAGAAGCAAAUCCCGACUUCGAAGUCCUCCUAAGCAGCAGCACUUCCAGACUCGUCCCCUUCAUAGCCUUCACAAGUCUAUGCCUCAAGAACGCCCACAAGACGACGCUUGGUCAGACCCAGGCACAGACAGCAAGUAUAAGAGGCGGCAUACUCCAUCUGGCGAAAAUCCUCGAGGAAGGAGGCGUCUCCGCGAUACCCAGAUGUGCCGGCGCAGUGGGGACAUUAUUCAGCGACGGGAGUUUUGAGGUUUCGCCUGUCGGGGCGAGGUCGCAGUGCACGUCGAUCUCGGUGGCGUCGUAUAUCCUGCAACCCAAGUCUCGACUCGCCGUCCCGGAAGUUGGGGGAGCGCUGGAUCUCAGACAGGCCUCGUACCAGACGCUCGAAGACAAUCGGACGGUGAAGGUUCGGGGAACGAUCUUGCGGCGCGUGGGCGAGUCGGAGAAGUGGUUCGAGGCACAGGCGCGUCUACAGAGACCCUAUCGUUCUAUAUACCUGGGUCGUAUAACCGACGCCCUCCUAACCUCCGCAAUCGACCGCCUUCUCCACCGCAUCAAAGGCUACGUCCAAGCGCAGCAACCGCAUUUCCCUGCUGACAGUUGGGACCUUUCCUUCCACGUCUUCGGCCGCAGGACUCCUGAAGUCGUCGUGGCGGGAGAGAUCACGGCGAACAGUCGGGAUAUCGCGAGGGCGAUGACGGAGAUUUCGAGGAUGGCGACGAGGUUGGCGUGUGGGUUGCAGAAUCGUGGGGCGGAGUGGCCGGAUUCGCAGAUUGUUGUUUUGGCUGUGGAGGGGGAUGGGUGA
This is a messenger RNA of Zasmidium cellare ATCC 36951, 1311 nucleotides long. RefSeq lists its product as uncharacterized. NCBI's taxonomy places the organism in Eukaryota, Fungi, Ascomycota, Dothideomycetes, Mycosphaerellales, Mycosphaerellaceae. Bases 1 to 1311 code for a protein of 436 amino acids. The record is from RefSeq and is a predicted model, not a curated record. The transcript is spliced from 3 exons.